Paramormyrops kingsleyae is the source of this 3360-nucleotide messenger RNA. RefSeq names its product PDZ domain containing 7a (gene pdzd7a). Gene Ontology annotation, cellular component: plasma membrane; stereocilium tip; cilium. NCBI's taxonomy places the organism in Eukaryota, Metazoa, Chordata, Actinopteri, Osteoglossiformes, Mormyridae. Gene Ontology annotation, biological process: auditory receptor cell stereocilium organization; sensory perception of sound. The record is from RefSeq and is a predicted model, not a curated record. Gene Ontology annotation, molecular function: protein binding.
CACCGUUCUGACAGGUGAGGUCAUUCGGCAGAACGGGAAGACAUAAAGAUGGCGGAUCGGCCUUAGACAGGUGAAGGUGCAGGCAUGGCCCCCAGGAGGCAGUGUGGAGACAGCUUUUAGUGCAGACAGCCCAGGUGACAGUGCCCAGUGGUGGGUGACACCCACCCAAUGCUGGGGAAGCCCCACUCACCAUGGCCCAGUCAUCUGCCAAUGGGGCCUUCCCGAGCAGCCAUGCAGGGGGUGCUCACACAGCUACACGCUACCUGCAUAAAAAGCAGCAACGCCAUCGGGGCAUUAGAUCUUCCUCACCCAUGGGCAGAGUCAUCCUCAUCAACUCACCUGUGGAUGGGGGCGACGAUAGCGAGGAUAUCCAUACAGUCACGGUGGAGAAGAGCGCUGAUGGCCGGCUGGGCUUCAGCGUGCGCGGAGGGUCCGAGCAUGGUCUCAGCAUCUUCGUCAGCAAGGUGGAGGACGGCAGCUCUGCGGAGCAAGCAGGCCUCUGCGUCGGAGACAAGCUGGUGGAGGUAAACGGCAUCAGCCUGGAGAGCAUCACCAUGAGCAGCGCCGUGAAGGUCCUGACGGGCAACAGCCGGCUGCGUGUGGUCCUACGGCGGGUAGGGAAGGUGCCCGGAAUACGCUACUCCAAGGAGAAGACCACAUGGGUGGACUUGAUUCACCGCAGGAUGGUGGUGGAAGAGAGCGGGAGGACCCCCUCGGACACCAGCUCGGACGGCGCCCUCCGCAGGAUUGUGCACCUUUACACCACCUCAGAUGACUACUGCCUGGGCUUCAACAUCCGCGGGGGCAAGGAGUUUGGCCUGGGCAUCUACGUGUCAAAGCUGGACCCAGGAGGCUUGGCAGAGCAGAAUGGCAUCAAAAUCGGAGAUCAGAUCUUGGCUGCUAACGGGGUGACCUUUGAGGAUAUCAGCCACAGCAGUGCUGUGGAGGUGCUGAAGAGCCACACGCACAUCAUGCUGACCAUCAAGGAAGCUGGUCGAUAUCCCGCUUACAAAGAAAUGGUGGCGGAAUACAGCUGGCUCAACAAACUGGCCAACGGCCCCCGCAAGGCCUCCUCCCAGGGCUCUGACACCAACUCGUCCACCUCAUCGCUGUCCUCGGGGACGCCCAUCAGCUCCCUAAGUGGCCUGUCUCACAUUAUGUUCCCGUCAAGCAUGUCGGCCUUCGGCACUGAAAUGGCUGACGUCUGCAUCGCUACAGAGGAGCCAUCGGCCAUCCCAAGCUUCCACAAGACGGAGACCGCCAUCCAGACUGACAUUCUGGAGCCAGAGCUCACCCUGAGGGGGGGUGCCGCCAUCCCCACGGAGACCAGCCGCACCCUGGGGGCCACCUUCCUGCUGAAGGACACGGCCAUUCGGAGCAGCAGCGCGGAAGGAGGGGGACGGAGCCGCGCCAGGACAUUCUCCGUAGGGGACUCCCCCAAGACGGCGGUCCUGAUGGCCCUGAGCAGGCCACCCCGGCCCAUACGGCGUUCCCAGAGUCACAUCACGCUGGCAGAGGAAAAGCAGAAGAAGGAACAGCAGAAGCGGCAGAGGGGCCGUGAGGGCGGGGCGCUGCGGCGUUCAAAGACCUUCGUCAGCCUGCUGUUCAGAGGGGCCCGCAGGAGAGAGGCCUCACGAGACCACAAAGAGCCGGGGGUCGCAGGGAGACACAAGAGCCGCUCCAAAUCUCCGUCCCAGGACAAGGAGCCCUUCCCUGGCUUAGCGCUGCUGGAUGCGGUAGAGGACAUGGCUGAGAAGCUGCUGGAAAAGGACGAGGUCAUCGCAGUACUCAGGCACUGCAGGAGGUUUCUUACAGAGAGGGCAGUGGAGGAACUAGUGCACCCCCUGCUGGUGAUUUUAGACCGGCCAGAGAAGCUGUUGUUGCUGCGGGAGAUCAGAAUGUUGUUGCAGCCCACAGAGCUGGGACGCUUCGACAGCCUGGUUCUCCCUUUCGAGCUGGAGGCUUACGAAAUUCUGAAGAGUCGAUCUGCCAGGUCUCCUGCCUUGCGUUCCCCUAGGGCUGGACUCGCACCCAGACGCCACCUCAUCACACCCAUCCCAGACUACAGGGGAGGCUUCCACCUGCAGCCGACCCAGGAGCUGGAGAGAGCCCGGCAGCUAGCAGAGGAGAUGGCACGCCUGCAGCUGUGCGGGACCCCACUGCUGGAUGUACCGGUGGACGGCCACACCGCUGACACACUCUGCCCACAUCCCACCUCACCUGUGCCGCUACACCCCAACUGGCUUCUGGCCGAGUCCAUCAGAAGUACCAACCGUGCCUCCCUUCGGACAUCGAGCAACGACACGGUCCGCUCUUUGUGCCAUGAAGUGGCGACUGUGUCCCCAGCCCCCGAGAGGGGGAGGUCCCCUUUCCGGAACAGCCACGCCAAGGCCAAGGGGAGUGCGGUGCGCAGCACAGCAAGCCCAGCACACCCGCGGAGACCCCUGCUGUCGCAAGUCUUUGCAACCCCAGUCUCUAUGGCGGCCUCUGCAGGAAGGGAGCAGAUAGACAGGUGUGACACCAGUGCCCGACCCCAAGACCAUGAACUGACCAGUGUCACCAUUUCCAAAACGAAGCAGUCCCUGGGAAUCAGCAUCUCGGGUGGGAUCGAGUCCAAGGUGCAGCCAGUUGUGAAGAUAGAGAAGAUAUUUCCCGGAGGCGCAGCGUCGACGAGCGAAGGGCUUAAGGCUGGGUUCGAGCUGGUGUCCGUGGACAGGGAGUCUCUGCAGGGAGUCACGCACCAGCAGGCUGUGGACAUCAUCCGCAAGGCCUUCAGCAACAAAGCCACAGACCCCAUGGUGUUUGUGCUUAAAGUGCCCAAGGGCCACAGACGCCCAGAGCCGCAGCAGGAAGAUGCCGCUGUGUGACCGAUGCAGGGAAUCACUUGCUGCUUGACUGGGAGUUUGGUGAAAGACCAGGAAUGAUGCGCUGCUGUCACACAGACAGCAUGGGAGGUGCCAGCGAGAGACAUGCUUCACUUGAGCCUUUGUUUUGGUUUUCGACUGAAACAUAACCCAAGACAGGCAAGUGGAAACACUCAGCAACCCCCAGCUCCCACUGAAUGGGGUACACUGCUGAGAUCUAUGGGGCACGGCUCACAUUCACUGAGUGCGAGGGAAUCCCCUCUAUGUCAGAUAUGCGGAUGUAAAGUUAGCAUAGCCUUGCACAAAACUCAUACCGCCACGAUCUGGAGUCGAUCUAGGGGAUUCAAAGCCAAUUAGGCUUAUGGCUUCACCAGCCUGGGGCAAGAAGAAACAACAUAUCAUGGAUAAUCGCAGAGGCUAUAAAGGGAUCCACCAUGCCUACUGUCCUUCUACUGUACUACAGUCAUUAUCUGCAAAUGUCAUGGCUUCUCUGAAU